Molecule: messenger RNA, 5455 nt
Organism: Venturia canescens
Lineage: Eukaryota; Metazoa; Arthropoda; Insecta; Hymenoptera; Ichneumonidae
Product: VWFA and cache domain-containing protein 1
Exons: 9
Coding region: 660-4220 (1186 amino acids)
Cellular component (GO): voltage-gated calcium channel complex
Molecular function (GO): voltage-gated calcium channel activity
Source: RefSeq, a predicted model, not a curated record
AGUUUCUAAGAAUAAAAGUCAUAUAGAUAAGAUUUAGAUUGAAAGUAAUACUCGAUUUUUUUCGUUUUGGUAUUUGAAAUAUAAAUAACGGAUAUAAAGAUCGAGAUGUUGCAAAAAUAUAAUUCAACAAUGGGGCACCACUAUAAACAGUUGGAGUAACGCCAUCUGACUGUUUUUUUUCGUAUCUGUAGUUGUAUGUGAAGUGCUCUUAACCUCAAAGAGACGCCAUUUUUUUACUACAUGUAUAUAUUUCCCUCAUUUGAAUACGAUCCAUCACAUAUUUUUUGUACACAUUCCUUGUUUACCUUAUACCCACGCACUUUUCAAUUGUCAAAUGAAAUGCUUAGAAUUUAGUGUACCUAUACCUUUCGUGAAAUAAUUAAUCCAUGUAUACAUAGAAUAUCAGAAGUAUAUCGCGGGCUCGUUGUGUGGGAGUACAUUAUAAAAAGUUGAAAUUAAAAAAAUGAACUUGCGCUUGCGUUUCCAUUUUUGUAAUGUUUAAAUAAAAUUCGUGAUAAAACUCAUUGUUUUGUGGGUGAAAAGUGCAAAUUUUCAUAACGUUCAUCCUCGUGUUUUUUGUGUGAUAUCUAUUGGUCGAGUUUUUUUAUUCAUUCGUAACUCACGAUGCCAGCCUGUCAGAAUAGGCGGCAGAGAGUUCCAUGAAAUUUAUUUUUAUUUUGAGACUUUCGUUGGAUCACGAUCGAAAAGCCUCGAAAAUGUUUUGUCUGAGAAAAAUUUGUUGCUCGUUUGUCCUGAUCGUGCACUUGUUUACCAUCGCCAACGCUUCCAAUAGCACAAGCAGCGAUUGUCAAAUACGCAGGCCACUGCGUAAACAGAUAGAGGCUGAACCACUGGCCGGUAUGUGCCUCAAAGACAUUGUGGUACGUUUUUCAAAAACCCUUCGAUCAAUUGGCACCGAAGAACUUGGUUUGACUGCUUUUCAAGAAAUGCUUGAUAGUCUUGAUCUUCUCAAAUCGCAAGAGAGUCUUGACAAAGCUUUAGAAAAUAUUGUGCAAAAAAUGAACUCAAAAUUGAGCACUUAUGAUCAAAUUUUGGAACAAUGCGAUAAUGCCAUACAAAGUAUUUUACUCAACGAGCGUUAUUACUCCAUUUAUCCUGACGAAACUUUGGAUUCGAGCCAUUCGUCAAGAGAGUCUGCCAAUUUGUGUUCACAAAUUGAAAAUGCUCUGGCAACGAACGUUCGAAAUGAUAAAUGGAAAAACUUGCAUGUUCUGCCAGUACGAUAUCCAGGACUGAUGUGUGGUCCGGCAAGCUUGGCGCACAAUGUAGGCCCUUUGUUGCUCUCCCAGUGCAACAAACCCAAAAACGUUAUUCUUCUUCUGGAACACGGCAUGUUUAUGUCCGAAGGAGAUUUUACACUGGCUCAAGUAACAGCCAAAACUAUUGUUGACAUGCUUUCGGAGCUUGAUCAUGUCACGGUUGUUGGAUUGGCAGGACAUGGUUAUAUUGAUUGUGAAAAGGGGCUGAUGAGGGCCAAUGAUAUAAAUAAAUUUCAAUUGGGACGUCAUGUUGACAGCAUCGUUAGAAUGGAAUCGAAUGAAACAUUGGCGAUCGACUUUGAAGCGUUGGUUGCUGACCUUCGUGGAGAUGUGGUUGUUAUCCAUUUGACAAAUACCAUGGAAGAUGUAUCAAAUAUUAAGAGUAUUGUAGAAAAGAUCAAAACUGAUCAAUUGACACCGCAGCUUCGAACAGUUCUCAUUCUCUCAGAUCUGAAACCCCACAUCAACAUUCGCGAAACUUCGACGAAUGGGAGCGUAAUAACACUUCCCACGGAGAAUGUUCUCGGCUACGAGUUAGCCAGGCUUUUUUCGGGUCUUCAAUGCCCGAACGAAAACAAAAAGAAUUAUUAUCUGUCCGACCCAUAUUUGGAGCACUAUGGGAAAUCAAUGACAAUAUCCGUAGGCCGUAUUACAAACACGGCUCUUUUGUCGCUCGACGUUAAACUUCGAGACUUCGUUGAAGAUUUAACUUAUUUCAAUGCUGGUCCAAACGCAUAUUCCAUUCUUUUCGACAAAAAAGGCAUCGUAUGGAUGCACAAAAAUUUUCCCCGAGUCGAAACUGUGCUCGAACAACCCCUCAAAGUUCAUCUUAGAGAUAUGGAGAAUGUCGAUGUUGACAAAAUGAUUAACGAGACUGAAGGAGUUUUGGAAGCAAAAAAUAAGCACGGAGAACAGAGACAAUUCAAAUGGAUGCAUCUCUCGUACCGAGAUUUAAUAGUUUGCGUCGUGUCCGAAAAAUCCGAAGAGCCACGGCUUCCAGCGCGUAAUACCGUGCCACGCUUACCCUCCGACAUUGUCCACCAUCGUUUGGAUCUCAUUCAAUCUCAUUCAGUCAUCAGCAAGGACGAUCUCUGCUCCUAUCAAAAUAAUAUUGCGACUUUGGCCACUGGCGUAGUUUAUUUGUCGCCAUGGUGUUUCAAAUCGCCAUGGGAGCAGCUGGAACUUUUGGAAACAGGUUCGGUGAUGACGGUACAGAGCUACAUGGCUUAUAUUAAAGAUACCACAAGACUUUUGACAAACCCGGGGCUACGAUCUUCCGUGAGGUCGGACGUUGCUACGCUCGCACAAAUUUUAGAUCAUUUCAAAGAGCGUCACGUUGACAGUCCGUUCCAUAAAUUCAUCGUCAGAAGGUACGUAGUAGCAGCGGACAGCGGUGCUCUGGUCGUUUAUCCUGGGAUGAUAUUGGAUUCGGCUUUGGAUCCGAUGAGACGAGCUUGGUACGUCAAGAGUCAUGAGUAUCCGGGUAAAAUAAUUUUGACACCGCCCUAUUUGGACGCUGGAGGAGCCGGUUACGUAGUGACAUUGAGUCACACGAUUUACGAAGGUCGUUCAGCAUCUCUGCACUCGAACGAAGAUCCCAUUUUCGCGACGAUGUCAAUGGAUUUGCCGAUGAGUUACAUAGCUCGUUUGCUCCGCGAGAUGUUUCCAUUCUGCAAAGAAUCGACGAUCAAGUGUUUCCUCAUGGAUGACAAAGGCUGGCUCGUUUCUCAUCCCGCGCUCCUCGAACCCGGUAGCAAACACGAGCAGCCUCAGCAUCUUACUCAUAAAGAACUCCUCGUCGCCAACGACAUUCUCAACCAUGAACUGUUUGUCAAGAAAAAAUUGUGCGCUAAUUAUUUGGAUGGAACGAUGCAACGCUACUAUCAAUUCAACACGUCCUUGGACGAAGUUUUGACUAAUAUCGUUCAUGGUGAACAUUGCGUCAAAUAUCAGGUCGCCGCUGUUCCUGGUACGAAUGUAUUCCUGGGAAUAAUCAACGAGACUUGCAGCUUGAGGGCAUUUUGCCCCUGCAGUACAAUGGACAGACUUUGUUUGAACUGCAAACGGAUGGAGCAAACCGAGUGCGAAUGUCCAUGCGAAUGUUCGCUGUACACCGCCGGUUGUGAACAACCAAAUACAACUUAUUUGGAUAGCUGUACGCCACCGUACGAACAAGGUUUCAGUUCGACCGUCGAUUGGGCCCAACUCGCUGCCUUAAAACCUUGUCCAACUUUCAAUUGUAAAGAUUACGAAACCGAGGGCGAAUGUCUCGGAAUCGUUGGAUGCCAAUGGUGCUCUAUCGAUGGCGAUGGGGAAUCGCUUCUUCAGAGACCGUUUUGUUCAGACAUGAAUCUUUGCUUUAGAGGUGUUCUCGGAUCUUUCCUCCCUUAUGCUGAUGGAACUUACAAUUCGCAAUCAACGGAUGAAGGAGUUUCUCGUGAAUGGCCAUCGGUUGGCCCAGUGGCCGGUGGAAUACUAGCGAUCGUUCUCAUCCUCGGAAUAACGCUCUUCUGCUACAGGCUUCGUAGCGUGCAAUCAGGACUGGAACAUCAGUGUUUGCACCUGCAAACGUCACCGGAUAAUUUGAGAAUGACACAUUUAGACGCGGACAACGAACCGAUGGAAUUCGAUCAAUCGAAGAAUAAUUUAGACUCGUUGCUGCCCGAGAGCGUAGCUCCGAUAUCGCCCUAUCGUGUAUCUACGAACUAUAGGCGACCUCCCGGUGGAGACAGCGAUCACGGAUACAGCACCAUGACUCCUCACGAUGAUUCCGAGCAGCAAACUUUCGCUGAGCCUUUGUUGAUCGUUGGCGUCAACGCAGAACCGGAAAUAGCAAGGCGUAACGUAACUCCACCUUCGCCCACGACUCAUCUCGGUUCACCGCAUCACGUAUUGGCUCCUGUCACCGUUCAUCGUGAUAUGGAGCCGAAUUUUUGCUAACGCGAAACCUACAUCACCCUUCUUAUUCUUGAUUAUGUUUUAAUCAAUUAUUCGUACUAUAAUUUAAUGCAGAUGCUUCGAGAUGACGAAGUACGGUGCUACGCUAAACGGAAUUGUAAUCGUUGGAAUGCAACUAAUCAUUUCGUGGUCGUAAUUAUUUUCUGUUCAGUUUCUUUUGCGCCUUGUCAUUCUGGUUCCUAGAAACAAUCGGACAAUUUGAAGUAGAAAUAAAUUCCAUCGCGUGCCAGCGAUGUAAAUUUAAGAAUGUAAUCGAAUUUAGCAUUUCGAGUUCGUAUUGUUUAUUUUUUUAUUAUUUUAAAAAACUAAGGUCUUUGAAUAGCUUUUUUCAUACCGAUUAGCUCGUAAAAUCUUUCGUCAGGUUUAAAGACUUCCUCAUUGUAUUGCAGCAUGGGUAUUUUUGUACUCGCGCUUCCAUUUAUGUUUUAUAUAACUUAUUUCUCGCAAAACGAAGAUGUUCAGUAACGAAUGUAAGAGUAUUUUUCGUACCUGUCUACGAGAUUGUAGAAUCUUAAGCUGACCUCGAGUGUGCCAAUGAACUACGAGCGCACUGAAACUAAUUGAAAUUGUGAAUGAAUCGAAUGAAUGAUAAAAAUGUGUUUGGAUGAAAGCGAAAAAAGAGAGAUUGAAUUCUGACAUAUUUUUAAAGAAAUUUUCGGAGUUCCAUGUUUUACCAUAAAAAUCCGCACUUUGUAUAUUUGUAUGCCCGUAUACGUAACUUUGUGAACUAAGUGGCAAUCGAAUUCGCGUAGCAAAGUGCAAUUCAAAAAAAGAAACUGAAAUGACUGAAAGAAACCGAUUCGCUUUUUUAUCGAAUUUUGAUCUGAAAGCAACUUUUUGUUUUCAAUUCUUUGUUCACAACACAAGGCGAUCCGUGCAAUAAUAUUUUAACGAACAAAAGAAGAAUCAAAACUUGCUACUUGCCAAUAUAAAUUUGUAGUUGAUUAUCUUGCCGUUUUGAAAAAUCGUGCCGAAGUGAAAGUGUCAAUUAUUGUUUCUACUAAAUAAUGUCACAAAUUUGAGGAAGACUCGAUAAGCGCCAUGUAAAACGCUAGUUCCAAGCGUUAAAACUGAAACUAAAAGUACACUCUAACGUACCUAUAACGAAUAAUGUAAAUUUUAUACGUACGAUCUUUACACUUAUAAAUACAUCCAUGUAUUUUUUAUCAUCGAUGAAUUGUUUUUACAAAUAAUAAUACAAAAGAGAGAUAUUUCAA